Messenger RNA from Funneliformis mosseae, 228 nucleotides. The record is from the annotation of a GenBank genome assembly. NCBI's taxonomy places the organism in Eukaryota, Fungi, Glomeromycota, Glomeromycetes, Glomerales, Glomeraceae.
AUGGAGACACAAACCCCUUGCUUGGUCGUUCCGAGAGAAACUUCAAAUGUUCCUAUUAAUUCGGCUUCUCGUCCAAGACACCAGCGACGCAAAUCCAAAGAAGUUUGUUGGUUCGUUGGUUUCGAUGGUUGUACAAGCACAAUUCCUACACGUUUCCACGGUACUACCCAACCAUCAAUUGAGCCUGUGUCAGGACACAACAGAUGCACCUUAUUAAAGUUGAUAUAA